CGGAUCCGAAGGCAGCCACUUGCCGGGCAAAGUUGCAACGAGCGCGGUCUGCUCUGAACCGGCAGAUGGACCGGGAGCUGCGGUUACGUGAAGGCGCCGAGAACCUGUUGCGGGCCACCACCAAAGAUGGCGGCAGUAGCGAUAACAGCGGUAUCGUCGGUAGUGGCGGUGGCCGCAGGAGUAAAAGCAAAAGCAGAAAGCUCAUCAGGCAGACAGUGGCACUGGAGCUGAGUUUCCUAGAUUCCAACGUGCGAUUGCUGGCCGACGAGCUGGCUGAGCUCAAUGGUUCAGUUGACGUGUACCAGCACCGAGACAAUGACGACGACGACGAAAAUAAUUUUGACGGAAGCCGUUGUGAUCCAGCCUCGGAAAAUGCUAGCGCGGAUGGUUCAAUGGCGAACCGACGGCGACUGCACCGGCAACGGUUAAUGCCCAUGAUUGCCGUGCCGUUGAAAGACACCAGGCCAAUMGAUUUUGGACCACCACUCGAGCGGUUCAUCAAUCAACACUAUGGCGUGGAUUUGUCAGUGGCACCGGAAGAGACAAACUCUGGCCAAGUUGAUUUAGGAGACGAUAGAGACGACUGCGAUGGCAGUAGCGGUACGGUGCGGCGGCGGCGGCUUUCGUUGUCGUUACGCGAAGCCAUCGACGAAUUGACGCAGCUCCGAGUGGACACACAGACGCCUAGCAGAGAUUUGGACGGAGUUCGACUUUUGCUGCGGUACUACAGGCAGCUGUAUUACGUUGAUCGCAGAUUUUUCCCACCCACUUCAUUGGCRGUUCCCGUGACGACAACUUCGCGACAUAAUCACCAACAUAAUCGCCAGCAGCAGGACUCCAAUUAUCGUCACGUUAAGCAACAACAGCAACAGCACUCAGCCGUCGUCGGCUCGUCAUUAAUGUCACCACCACCAGCCAUUUAUUUYGAGUGGUACGAUUCGUUUGGUGGCCCAGUGCCGUCGUGUGGACAACGUACCGUCCGCUUUGAGCAAGCGUGCGUUCUAUUUAACGUGGCCGCGGUGCACACUCAAAUGGGCGCCAAGUAUGACCGUCGUUGUAGAGACGACGCAGACGACGGCGAAGAUGACGACUWCAGCAUGAGCAUUGGCUCGGGAAAGCGGACUGGCUCAUUGUCGACAUCGACUGGACCUGAAGCAGCUGACGGGGCCGCGGCCGCUGCGCAGUGCUUCUUGCGAGCGGCCGGAGCGUAUCGGCACAUCGGCGACACGUUCGCCAACGCACCUGCGCGGGCCGCCGAUCUGCGUGCCACAGGCGUUCUAUACGCAGUCAUGAUGGCUCAGGCUCAUGAAUGCGCUUUCGAGAAAUUACAAUGGCGGUUCUUGACGUCCGUUCGGAAUCGGUGUCGUCGUCWACACCAUCGAAGUGACCGAGAUAAAGAAGCUGAUCCCGACGCUGAAGUGCUUGGCAGUGGUGUCCGUCGUGGCCUUGGCGACCGAGAUGUCGCUACAAGACGAACAUCAGCAUCAGGUGUCGUUGGUGAUAAUGUCGGACGGACGUGCGAWGUAACCGCAAAUACUCUAUCAUGGACAGAGUUGGCUCGUGAAGCGGCACACUUGUCGCGAAUGUAUGGGGACGUAGUGUACAACUGUUGCACUCGCCAGCCUAACGAAAGAGCCGUUCGUCGUUGUAAGGAAAACGGUGGUGAACAAGGAGUCACGACGACACCGGUGUCUAUGUUGCCGGAUGUCUGGGUGGCCGUAUGCCGGAUCAAAGACCGACACUACGCGGCGUUGGCGUACCGUUACGCCGCUUGCGCCCUGCUCCCGAACCACCGAUGCAGCGCGGACGGACAUCAGGACAAGCAGCAUCAUAUGGGCGGCGCUCGCCGGCAUGGUACCAUUGAUUCCGAGGCCAGCCAACUGCUAACAGAACUGACGGCGGCUGCAACGGCCGUGGGCCUUGGGGUAGCCGAUGACGACGACGACGACGACGACGAGACGAUCUCAGUGGCGGUGCGWCAACGACGGCGUCGUAAUCAACUCGGUAAGCUGUUGUUAGAGGCGGCAGCAGCGGCCCACGACAGAGCGGACCGCGCACAGCGACUGUGCCGGCAGCUCCGUGCUAAAUCCGAGGGGAAUACGUCGGGCAGCGGUGGUGGAGGCGGUUUGCUAGCUGGCGUGUUGGAACGAGAACGCCAGUGGACAGUACGGUUGUUGUUAUCACACUUCCGAGACGAAGAAGAAGAUGAAUACGCCACGGCCAAAGGUGAAGGAGGUGGAGGUGACAGCGAUCGCARAGAUGGCCGUGCCGAGAAGAAUUGUGGACGUUGCUGGGAUUGCCACUACUGUUGCUCGGACGACGACGGCGUCGAUGCUGACGCGGUAGCCGAUUAUUGUUCGGGCGACCAAGAGGAGCUUACYGCGGCAGGGAUCGCUGGCGUACCUGGUCUGGACGUCGACCGCGGCGUGUUAAUCAGACCACGGACUAGAUUUCGGUUGAUGUCGAUUGCGCCCGACUUCACGGACACCGGUGACGGAUGCAACUACAACGAUGGCGACGAGUACGGCGGUGACGAAUGCGAUCUGGGUGGCUUGACCAAACAACGUGUCGGUGGUGAAGAUCGACACAGGCAAAAGCGAGAAGAACGGCAGUACGAGACCGCUGAUCGCGAGGAACGUAGAGCAGAUCUAUUCGCCGGGCUAGGGCCRGUGGCCGUGUUUUCGGCGCGGCACCAGUUUUCACGGCCCCGGUGGGUGAAAGUGGCCCGCGGCGGUGCCCGUCAUCGUUCCCCUGGCGGUGGCGACGAAGACGCUUGUGACGACGACAAAUCUGUUGCAUCCGCGGAUCCGGUUCAGCUUGUAGACCGAUGGUUCGGUUUCGAGUUGCGCAGCCACGGCGGUGGCACAGCGGCCGCAGUCCCUCCGGCUACCGUAGGACACGUCAGGUCCAGUUCUCAGGCACAACACGUCGGCUUGAGACGAGGCGACAUAGUGGUGGCGUUGAAGCUAUGUGCAGGUGAUAAUAGUGGUGGAAGGGUAAUGGACGUCAGGUGGGAAACGUGCCGCAGGGUGGCCGAGUUAAUCGUUCACCAUCAUCAGAGGCGUCGGAAACCGAGUUCCGGUGAAGUAGCAGUCAUCCAAUUGAAAAUUGUCACACCGAUAACUUCCACGACUGUGUCUGACGGCUAUCAGGCCGCGGAUCCUAACAAGAUUUAUAAACGGAGAAGUACAAAUAUGGUGGCCUUAACUUCAAAUAUACAUUCUGCUCCAUCACUACCACCCAUGUUAUCACAGACCAACUCUAAACAACGUCGUCAACGACGACAGAAUACAAACAGUGCUAAUGAAGGAACUGAGAAUACUAAUAAAAAAAUUACAUGGUUGUGGAAUCCUUUCAGACGGCGGCGGAGAAGCGUAGUUGGCAAUAAGUGUUAAAAAUAUGCACUAUUGUAAUGAUUGUUAAUUAUCAUAAAAUAUUAAUGAAUGUUGAAUUUAUAUUAUUUGUAACCUUUAAGACAUUUUAAGGGUAGUGUUUUACUAUUAUAAUGUAAAUAAUAAACAAAAGAAUAUACAUUUUAAA
Diuraphis noxia (Russian wheat aphid) is the source of this 3540-nucleotide messenger RNA. RefSeq names its product GTP-Rho-binding protein rhophilin (gene Rhp). Gene Ontology annotation, biological process: signal transduction; negative regulation of stress fiber assembly. The record is from RefSeq and is a predicted model, not a curated record. Lineage: Eukaryota; Metazoa; Arthropoda; Insecta; Hemiptera; Aphididae.